GUUUGGUCCAAUCUUGACAUAACACUGUCAGUUGUCUAUUUUAUAAAUAACAGCUUUGACAUCAUUUAAUUCAGUUUUUUGUGGAUUGCACUUUAAACCUCCUCUCUUGACAAUGGCUUCCUUCUGCAACCCUAACAUGUUAGAGUUGGCUUCUCUUCUUUCUCUUUCUGUGUCUCUUCACGCUGUCACUGCUUCAGAGCGUGCCGUGUCUCCUGCUUCUCUUCACCUCUGUUUACUGGAAAGUUCCUCUCCUCUCCUGGCUUCUGAGGCCUUUUUUCCAAAUUGCAGUGCCAGAAAGGACGCUGCUGUGAAAGCCACAGUGUCAUACUGAACUGGAUUCAAUGAGGGAGCCAGACCAGGAGGAGCAGCCUGAAGACAACAUGCCCCCCAAGUUUAAACGACACCUCAACGAUGACGAGGUCACCGGAUCGAUUCGCAGCGAGAGGAGGAACCUACUUGAAGAGGACUCUGAUGAGGAGGAAGACUUCUUUCUGAGAGGACCCACGGCACCCAGAUUUGGACCUCAGAAUGACAAGUUCAAGCAGGUGCAGUCGCAGGUUGACGAGGUGAUCGAUGUGAUGCAGGAGAACAUCUCCAAGGUGAUAGAGAGGGGCGAGCGGCUCGAGGACCUGCAGGACAAGUCAGAGAGCCUAUCGGACAACGCGUCGGCCUUCAGUAGCCGAGCCAAACACCUGCACAGGAGGAUGUGGUGGCGAGACAUGAAGAUGAAGCUGAUUAUUGCCUUGGUAGUCGUUGCUCUCCUGCUCAUAAUCAUCAUCCCAGUGAUCCUGCGAUAUCGCUAGUGUCUGAAGAGAAGGAUGGGGGAGAAUCCUCCUCUUCCUCUCCAUCUUUCAUCCCUCUCUUUUGCACACAGUCCUCCACUUCAGCUAGGGGGGGCGCCAAUCACCCUCCUCAGUGUCAGCCUGUGUACCCCCAAGGAUCUGACCUCAACUUGCCCUUAAUACCGAUCUUAUCAUUGGUAUUUCCACAUACAUCUGUUGUGAGAUCAGUACUAAGGCUUGGUUUGACCCUUGGUUUGACACUAAUCCACAGCAAGGGGACACAGGCCACUUGUGGGGAUAUUUGAGUGCAGUUUGGGAGUAAAUUACCCCUCUAGUCAAUGUGAAAGAGGGCUCCAUGCCAUGAAACAUAUCACAUGUAGGGCCCUGUCUUUGCCUUUGUAACAGGGAAACUCCUGGUCUUGCAUUAUUACACAAUAUAGAUAGACACUGUAAAGACAGGAAGUCCAUGCCAACGGUUUUCUUACUUUAGCUGCUCUGAAUCUGAACCUCAGAUGUCUAUCCACGUGCUCUUCUCUGUGCCGGAAGAUGAGAGCAUUUAUAGGGAACAUUUUGUGAGCACAAGCACAUUGCACCGUUCAACACGAGGAGAGGGAACAUCUGAGGUUCAUCUGCAUAGUUGGCUUCUUUUAAUCAUCAAAAAGAGUUUCUGACAGGAUAGUGGUUUCACCUAUAAGGUAUUUGUCAUUAUCAGUGCAGAGGACUUGAAAGAGGCCGAGAAAGAACAUCAUAUUUCUAAUUAUUCUGUUCCAUGAAUAGUUUAUUAUCUUCUACAGUCAAAGUAAAACACCCGGGUUAUGAAUGUCUCCUCUCUCAACAUCUCACCUUCCUCCUCUGGUCCGGUUUGGUCACAGCUGUCCUACUUUCCUGCUGGGGACAUCAAACCGUUUUCUCACUCUGCACAUGGUUCUCUUCGGUUUUAAUACUGUUUCUGUCUUUUCCCCUUAUUAUUGAAAGUUCUUCCCUGGACGCUCGAUGUGCUGCUUGUAUGGAUGCUGGUGUUCCUGUCGCCACUGAAUUUGACUCAUUGUAUUGUUCCAUUAUUUUUAAGCAGGAGUGAUUUAAUGGAUGCAAGUUAAAAGUCGAGCUGUGAAACAAACAUAGGUGUCAUUGUGUCUGGAUUAAUGAACUGUAUAAUACAUUGUCAUUUUAUUAUUUUGAAUGUAAUUUAUUUUAGCUGUAAAUAUUGGUAAUGAUGUACAAUACUCUGGCAUUGCAUUGGAAGACUGUGAUACGGACGCUCUGAAAUAAAGUGAUUUUAAAGGGCA
This is a messenger RNA of Notothenia coriiceps (black rockcod), 2068 nucleotides long. RefSeq names its product vesicle-associated membrane protein 4 (gene vamp4). The transcript has 8 exons. The coding region runs from base 342 to 803 and encodes 153 amino acids. NCBI's taxonomy places the organism in Eukaryota, Metazoa, Chordata, Actinopteri, Perciformes, Nototheniidae. The record is from RefSeq and is a predicted model, not a curated record. Gene Ontology annotation, cellular component: membrane; trans-Golgi network; SNARE complex. Gene Ontology annotation, biological process: SNARE complex assembly; Golgi ribbon formation; vesicle-mediated transport.